GGAAUCCCCCCGGACGACGCAACGCAGGCAGCAGGAGAGUGUGCGCACAGAUUGACGUGGCAUUAUGGUGGCCCAUCCACGUGCGCGCACUGAUUGACGUGGCGCUGUGGUCAGCCGUUCACGUGCGCGCACUGUUGACGUCACGCUGCGGUCGUUCAUGCACGUCCGCGCAUCGAAUGAAGUCGCACCCUCGUCGCCCAUUUAUUUUCACGCUCACAGAUUGCCGUCGCGCUGUGGUCGCCCAUGCACGUGCGAGCACUGAUCGACGCGCAUUCCAGCCUUCAUUGGACAAACGUAACCGGUAGCAACGGACGUAGCGCGAGAGAGUCGAGCCAUGGCGAUGACAACGGAGAGCGUAGGAAAGCAAGAAGGAAAGACGUACUGAAGGAGACGAGACCGACGCGAGCUGGGGGGAGGGAACGUACGCAGGGAGAUAAGAUCCAUGCCCCCUACGGUAGCGACAGAAGCGUUGGAGGAGCAGGGCAAGCACUUCCCUGUCCCGUCGCGAAAUCAUACAGGCCACAACGUCGAGAAUGAGUAGAGUCGGGGAACAGUGAUGUUGCAAACCGGGAAGCGGUGGUGAUGUUGUGGCUCACAAAGAGUUGAAGUGAAGGCUUUUACAAGCUUAACUUCAUCUGUGGCUCACAAAUAGGCUAUAGAGUAUCUGAAGGGUUGCUGUGAGAGAUCGGUCUGCGGAGGGGCAGGAAGGAUAGAAAGCAAGGGUGUAGUACGAUGCCCGAUAAUCCCAGGGCUGAUCUGGACCGUUCUUCUCUUCCAGAGGACAGGAAGCAGGAAGAGGAAUGCACGACUGGUGUUGACGAGCCACAACAGCAAACACAUCAGAAGGGGAAUAAGAAGACGCAACAAGAGCUCCAGAGUUGUCUUGGGUGUCUGUUCUUCUCGCAGGGUUUAUAUCGUGACGGUCGCCAGCCCGUGUGUUUUGGGUUGAAGCGGAAGGAGACAGAUUUCGUUGGGUAUCGGCCAACAAGGGUGGAUGAGGUAGAAAGAAGCGGCAGUAGUGGUGGCCGAGAUGGCUCUGUGCAACUUGACUUCCGGUAUGUUUGCGUAGGGUACUCCAUUUAUGGGGAUGGAAGAGGAACAGGUGUUACUGGCGUGGAGAGCGACAGAAAGGGGGGGCCGGAGGGUACAGUUGUUGCCGGAGGAUACGGCGAGGCGAAGGCGGGUGCUGCAGCUUAUCUUCCCCUCUGCUCUGGUAGUGAGAUUCUUCUCGAGAAGAGAGCAGAGCUCCACCCACAGCAGCAGCAGCACCUCCAGAAGAAGCGGGGUGAAGACCAGAAGAAUGAAGGUCUAAUUGAGGCGACGCCUGACUCUUCAUCGACACCCGGCAAUCUUGAUGAUGAAGAUGGUUUCAUCGUCAAGGAGAGCAAGCGGCCUUCUUCUCGCCCCCUGUUACCGAUCAUCCGCCCGGGUGUGGGUGUCGGUACAAUCCCUGUGGACGAGUUUGCAGGGAGGUUCUUGCGGUCUGCGGGUCUUAUUGCAGCACGCGUUGUGACAAAUAUGUCAAAGGUGGCUGGUGCAGUCAAAGCAGGUGUUGACGACAUAUUCUACCCUGACCGUGGGAGGUCCAAAUGAGUGGGGUAGUCUGUCGGAAAAGGUGUGGGUAAGUCGUCGUUCUUAGGAAGCAGUGAUUGUUGGUUAAGGCUUACUGUCAGUGUUGCAGGCGUUGGAGUGGUUUUCAUUUCCUGUAGUUGAUGUUCAAGUCUGCGAGGAAAGAGGGGAGUGAGUGUGUGUGGAGGAAUGGCCAUGCUUGGAUUCCAUUGCCCUCCUUACUUUGGACGAUUUCGCUGCAAGAAAAGAUGUAUUAUUGCACUCACGGCGUUGACAUCACCUCAGAAAACAACUUGCUAACAAAAUAAAUUUGCCGUGGUGCGUGCUGGCCGUGAGUGCGCGAGAGGCCGAAGGAAAAUGCUCUUGCGAGGACGGCUCGUCAGCAGAGUGGGGCUAAAUUUCCACUACUAACGUUGGUCUCGGGGUGGCCCGUGCCUUGUCUGUAGUUUGAUCAUGCAAUCUUUUCCUUCGUCCUGUUCCGCUGGAUAGUCAUCGAGUGUUGAGGGGAGUAGGUAGAAUAUUUGUUUGGUCAGUUCUGCUGUGGUUUACAGUGCGGCAGAAGUCAGGGGGGUGGGGGGGUGGGGGAGGGGGGAAGUACUGAAGUAGGACACUUGGUGUUUCUAGAAAGUAGUGAUUAGUAGAGGGGGGGGGUUACUGGCUAACGUUGCAAGUUGCGAAGGAUUGUCAUUUCCGGUACUUCUAUCCAAUGAAUUGAGCAGGAGGGAUGAGGGGAGGAAGUGUGUGGGGAUGGAUGAAUGGCCAUGCUGGGAUUCCAUUUGCCCUCCUUAGUGCACUUGAUUUCACUGGAAGAGCAGCUGCUUCCUUUUGCAGUUCCUUAUCUGUAGGAGUAUGGUGUAAUCAUUAAACUCUCUUCCUUUUCUAUUGCAUAAGCUAUUGUGGGCAGGGAGAGCAUAUUUUUUUUGGUGUGAAUUCUACCAUAGUUUUACAGCGGCACACGUGCGGUUGGGGAAGCACUGAAGGAAGGCGAUUAGAGUAUGAAUGAAAAGCAGAGGGGAGGAAAGAGAGCCAGAGCAGGAGGAAUAGAGAGAUAUUAGGGUGGGGGGGGAGCAGGUGCAAUUCUGAAAGGGGGAAGGAAGCUUGCUAGCUUGUGUCCCCGCCGAGGGCGUGUGUGGGAAAGUGAGGAAAAAUAUGGAAACCGGAGGAGUAAUCUUCGAAUACAAUUCGUCGACCCCACUUUAGCAUCGGCAUCAUUAUUUCUGGUGUUCAUACUUCCACCUCUCCAUUGCCAAGGGUGAAAACAUACACUGAGCGGAGGGGCUGGAAGGGAAAGGUUGUCUUUGCCAACUUCACGAUUCCUCGUGCCAGUACGAUUGAGCGACACAUGCAUGUCACACAAUGCUAUGUACACAGUCUUUAUGUGUUUGUCUGUUUGAGGGUUGUCCAUCUUAUAUUUGCUCAUUGUUUACGGGUGCGCCCACGCACUUGUGCGCGCGCGCAGGUGUGUGUGUGUGUGUGUGUGUGGGUGUGUGUGUGUGUGUGUGUGCGCAAAGUACUGACAAAGGGUAGCCUACAUCUACACUCUGUCAUACAAGGUUCAAUUGUUUCGAGGUGUGUGUUUUGGGGCAUUAGAGGGGCACUGUUAUUAUUCUUUCACAUCGAGGUGGAGUAGAACAGUGUGAUUCUGUUGCAAUGAUUGUUAUGAUGUUCCCGAUAUCAAAAUCAGAAGAGUGUCACUUAAUUGUGGGGAUUGCUAUGUUACAGACUUAUACAACACUAAAGUGAGACAGUUUCAUUUUACUACAGGGACAUCAAAGUGCAGUAGUUCUAUUGUGACACAGGGACCAUUUACUGUGAAAGUCUAACAAUGUUGCAAUUGUGCCACACGUAGUGUCGCCUCAUGGUUAUGGUUCUAUCGUGUCGCGAGGGGGAUUUGUUGUCGCCAUGAUUUGUUGUUGUGAUGGAACAAUAACCUCUGCAUGCUUACCAGAGGAUAUCCAUGCUGGCUAAAUCUG
Chara braunii is the source of this 3542-nucleotide messenger RNA. The record is from the annotation of a GenBank genome assembly. NCBI's taxonomy places the organism in Eukaryota, Viridiplantae, Streptophyta, Charophyceae, Charales, Characeae.